UGAGGGCUGCUGAUUGGCUGCAGCGGCUGUUAGUCAGAAGAACUGGGAUUCAGGCACUGCUUGGAGAGCAGAUUAUGAAGCGGCGCUCUACCAGUGGCAGUCUCCUCUUAUUGUCUCAAUGGCUGCACACGCAUUCCUCCUCUGCUCCCUUGCCUUGCUGUCCACCCUCAGCCAGCCUGGGCUUUCCUUUGCUGAUGACGAAUUUCAGCCGGGACUUAUCUACGACGAAGUGCCUGUGAUCCUGGACAGAAGUAAAGAAAACCCUCAUCAAGCAACAAGAAUUGCAUCCCGUGAAGAUGGAGAGUAUGGUUUAGAAAGUGAAGAGGUCUUUUUGACACCUGAAGAUGAAAACCCACUCAGGAGAAUACUGCAGCCUUUUAAAUGGCACCAGCCUGGGAUGACUCUCAGUAAAAGGAAGCUUCUCCAGUCUCUGAUGGGGCCUUAUGGCCCACUCAGCGUGUCUUACAAUGGGAAGCCUUGCAUUCUUUUUAAGGCCAAGCGCCUGGCAAUCCGCUACAGGAACCACACAUUUAUUGAUCUGACUGAAAAAGUCUUCAAUUCCAACCCACCAGUGGACACAAAGGGCUCCAUCUGCACCAAGGAUAAAGCUACACUUUCAUUAAGAUUUGGUGAUGUGGAGGACUUGCGAGGUCUAGUAAUCAGGCUUCAGAUGUCCAACACUUUUUAUGAGGCAGCGGGUCAAAACUGGUUCACACUGGAUAGCGUUCACAUCCAGUAUAACUGGACCCAGGAAGCUACAUUCAAUGCCAGUGAGGUCUACGCUCCUGCCACUUCAUCCUACCAUUGCCAGCACGUCAGCAGCCUGCACAAAUAUGACACCCUACUAGUGCCCAGCUCCCACACUGACACAUCUGCUAACUGGCACAUAACUUUCACUGAUUUCCAGAUCCAGGCCUUUAAUGUGCAGUCAGACAAGUUUGCAUCGGCCAGUGACUGUGCUACUUUCUUGACCCCAGCCAUACUGAUGGGCUUGGUGACAUCCCUAAUCCUUCUUCUCGUCUUAGCCUAUGCCCUACACAUGGUGGUACAUCUCAAGCACAUCGAUCGCUAUGAGGAGCACAAAGCCACCGUCUACUUUCCUCGUAGUCCAGAGGCUGAGUUGCCAGACAAAAACAGCCUGUGAAGGAGAACGUGGAGCCCAAAGAUGGGAAAAUAGAAAGAAGCAGGGCCGCAGGGAGGGCAAAUGACUACAAGAUUGAAAAAGUAUCCUCCACUAGACCUUUGUUCAACGAAAUGACAACUUUGCCUGUUCACAUGAAAACUUUAGUGUUUUAACCACUUUAGGUAAAAAGCAGAGUGUGGCUGGAUACUUUUUCUUCUUUCCUCAUUGACCUGCACAUCUCCUUUGGAUGUCCAAGCCUCUCCCAGAAACGGUUCAAUGGCCUUUUGUCCAAGGUCGGUGUCGAGGUCCUGAUGGAUAACAACAUUUGUCUGAUCCAGCCCUAAAAAAUAAGAGGCUUGCAAGUGUAGCUAAUACAGCUAACUCAGAUGCUUCAGCUUAAAUGUAUGUAUUACAUGGCUUACAAGUGUCAUAUUAUAUACGUCAGUUAUGAACAUCAUGUUUCCAGCUUUCAUUAGAGUAUACUUUGUCUACAACGCUGCAAGAAUUUUAAACUUCAAAUAGCCAGUUUUAUAGCUGAGAUAGCCUUAUUAGCUGCAUGUCCUAAUAAUAGCCAGGUCUACUUGGGCUAGUUUAGUGUUUCUAAUUAACAGGGAUUCAAAGGAUUAGUUGCUUGAGCUUCCACUUAAAACAAUCAGAAAUGGCACAAAUUAAAAAGGAGAUGUAGAGGACUUUGAGUGGAAGCAAAGGGGAAUACUGGAAAGCACUUGCCUAACAUCUGUCUGGAGUGAAUGGACCAACUGAACUGGCCCUUGAGAGCCUCUGGCUUUCUUCACCUUACCCUGGAACAAGACUGCUGCUUGGAACUUAACUGUGAAAUGGCCUUUAACAAACCAGACAGACAAAGGGGUUUCAACAAACUAGCACAACUUUUGUUAGUAGCAAAAGCACUAACAAGAGAAGAAGAAAAAUAAACUGUAAGACUAUUAACAUGGAACUAUGCUGCACAAGAUGGCCUGUCUAAGGGCACGGUGAGAACGCAGGUUUAAGGAUGCAUCGACUCGUUUGUCAAAUUGUGGAACAUGGGAGGCCUUGGGUGCCCACAUCUAGACCACUGGAACUGACUGCCAAAGUAGAGCUACCACUGAGUUGCCAUGACAUAAAAUGAAUGACAAAGACAGAAACAUUGUGAAAAUGAAAGCUAACCAUUAAAAGUAUGUAUAAAAAAAAGGAAACACUCAUGUACAGAAAUGGCACUCUGCUGAGGUCUCUUUUUAUUUUGUAUUCAGUGCAAUCAUGAAAAACUAUUAGUUGCAGGUUGACUAUGCUACAGCCCUUACACAAAAGGAUAUACAAAGCUGUAAAUAUACAAAGAUCUCUAAGAUCAUAGCUGUUUACUAUCUUCAAAUACUGCACAACUAAUGAACUUAGGUAAAAUUGUGCUAUGGGGAUUCGUGAACGAAUCAAUGCAUACAAUUUUUUUUCUAUAAGGGUCAGUGUGCUACACUUUCUUUCUAUUUAGGCUGGGCCAGACAAUGCAAUGUCCAGCUUCAUGCAAGGUUGCAGUUUCAUCUAACUGUAAAUUACAGUGCAAAUUUUUACCAUAGGUGUCAGAUCCUCUGAAAUUUCCCCUUUGGAACCUGUAAACUCCAUUUUUUUUUGCCAGAAGCCACACUAGCAGUAGUAACAGCAUCAGUAAGUCAUUACAACUGACAAAGACACUCAGCAUGACAGUAAAUAGAUAUCUUUACAUUCGAUUUGGCAGUUCUGUCAGUCUGUAGCAGUGUGAAAUGUGUUCUUUGGUCAUAAAUGUAUCCUACAAACUAAGAACUGAUUGGAGGCAGUUUGUCCAAUGACCAACUGAUGUAGAAUGAACAAUAAAAUAUUCUGAGGGAAAAGUC
Messenger RNA from Nothobranchius furzeri (turquoise killifish), 2982 nucleotides. RefSeq names its product ATPase H+ transporting accessory protein 1 like b (gene atp6ap1lb). The record is from RefSeq and is a predicted model, not a curated record. Lineage: Eukaryota; Metazoa; Chordata; Actinopteri; Cyprinodontiformes; Nothobranchiidae.